AAGUGUGUUUUAAUGCAUUUAGCCUUCAAAUUUUUAUGCACUUUAAAGUGCAUAAAACAGUAAAAUACAUUACAUUUGUGACCAAAACGCAUGAGGGUAAUGCACUUCAAAGUGUGUUCAGAUCUGGGACAUCAUUUAUGCACUUGAAGUGCAUUCCAGUAACACACUUCUUUUUACAGUGUAGUAAAUAUAUAAAAGAAGAUUAAAUUUACACAAGAAAAGUGAAUAAUGACUGACGAAAACGGAAAAUUAAAUAAACGUAAAAGAUACAAGCAGUAUUUGGAACCAAAUUACAAUCCACAUGAAGUCAGUGCACAAACACAUGUUAGAUGGAGUCAGAGAUCAUUAAGUACACCCCUGCUGUUACAUGGUAAUUAUCUUAAUUUAAUAAUUUAUUGUUUAAAUAAGGUGAUAUUGCAAAAAUACUGUCGAACUAUUUUGUUAUCAUGUUUGAGAUGAUUUGAGAAGAAUGAAUUUGAGAAGAUGGUGGAUCUCAAAUAUAAAGUAAAGUAUUUCAUAUUGUUUUUCAAAUAGGGCCCUCUACUUCAAAUGAACCUGAUGAAAUGGAUAUUACCAGUUUAGAAGAAGAAGAAAUUAUUUUAUCAGAUAACGAAACAGUUGAAUUUCUUACAUCUCAAGACUGUACUUUCAAAAAUCUACAACAAGAAGACAUGGACACCUGCAAUAUAGAAAAAAUUGACGAGGAAGAAACCAACAGACAAUUUAAUCGAUCAAUGUCUAUUGAUUCCAAUGACUUUUUUUUCUCCGAUAAUGAGUCAAUCAAUUUGGAAAGUUCUGAUAUUGACAACGACGAUGUAUCUGAUAAUGAACAAUCUACUGAAUGUAAUGAAGAAACAGAUAUUGGCUUCUCCAAACUUUUUAAUUAUGGAAAAGAAAUUAUGUUUCCAAAUGCUGCGCUUUGUGUUUCUGAUGUGCUUUUUAUGAUAUUAGGAUUCUGUUUGCGUUUUUCUCUUUCUGACACAGCUCGAAUAACUUUAAUUGAAUUUGUAAAAGUCUUAGCUGUGCCCGAGUUCAAAGACUGGCGAUUCUCAAAAUACAUGUUUUCUCAAUUAUGUGAUGCUCCUGAUGAUGUUACUAAGUACAAUUUUUAUUGUACAACUUGUGCUGUUUGUUUAUUACCAUCCACUUCGAAGAAAAAAUUUAAAAAUACAUCAUCUACGUGUAAGAAGUGCGGUCAAAACUUUAAGUUAAGCAUGUCAUCAACAAAUUAUUUUAUCUCAGUUGAUUUAGAAUAUCAGUUAAAGUUAUUGUUGAAGAAUAAAGAUGUCAAAAGAUCAUUAAUAAAAUAUAGUAAAAAAAUUCGAGAAAAUGUUAAUGAUAGCUUAAACUUAAUACGCGAUGUAUACGAUGGUCAAUUGUAUAAGAAAGUUAUAAAUUUUUUCAAUAAGAACAGUAAUUCUUCGUUUACAAUAACGUUAUCUUUUAAUACUGAUGGUGCUCCGAUUUUUCACAGCUCUAAGAAAUCCUUUUGGCCCAUACAAUGCUUCAUUAAUGAACUUCCUCCUAAACUUCGAUACAAAUAUCCCCUUCUUUGUGCCCUGAGCAUAGAUAAUCGAGAACCUUUACCAACCCAAAUGCAAUAUUUCAUGCACAAAUUUGUAGAUCAAUCACUGCAUUUAAUGAAUGAAGGCUUUCAUUGCACAGAUUUGAAUGACCAAGAUAUGAUAAUAAAAGUUGUUCCUUUACUAUGCUGUGUGGACUCUGUUGCUCGAGCAGUGAUUCAAAAUCGAGUUCAAUUCAAUGGAUAUUGUAGUUGCAGUUGGUGUUAUGCACAAGGUAUACAUAAAGAAAAUUGUGUACGGUAUCCAAUUUUGAAAGAAGAUGAUGAUGAUGAUAUUAGAACUGUUGAGAGUCAUAAUACAGACGUACGAAAAGCUAUGAAGUCAGGAAAUUGGAUUAAUGGAGUAAAAGGGGAAAGCAGUUUAAUGACGUUAAUACUAUUUAAUAUGGUGUGGGGAUUUCCCUGUGAAUAUAUGCACGGAGUUUUAAUUGGUGUAGUUAAACAGCUGUUUCAAAUAUGGACUGACUGUAAUUCUUCGUGGCACUUUACUAAAGACCAAAGAAAAAAAAUUAACGAUAUAAUUUCUAAAAUUACACCAUCUCAUGAAAUUCAUCGAUUACCUAGAUCUUUUUUAGAUAAAGCUAAAUGGAAGGCUUCUGAAUGGCAGUCGUGGUUGUUAUUCUAUAGUCUUCCAUGUUUGGAAUGCAUUUUGCCUGAUAUUAAUUCACAAAUUGAUAAGAAAACCAGUAUAAAUAUUAUUUAACACACUUCAUUGUUGGUGAGAUCCAUUUUCAUUCUUCUUAAAAAGUCAAUAUCUUCUAUAGAGUUGCAGCAAUGUGAAUAUGAUAUUUUAAAAUUUGUUGGUGAAUUUGAAUUAUUAUAUGGGGUUGGUAAUAUGACAUUUAAUGUACACAUUUUAAUUCAUCCAGUACAAUCAGUUAGAAUGUCAGGACCCCUAUGGGCAACAUCGGCAUUUCCAUACGAAAAUGGUAUCUUUUAUUUAAAAAGGCAGGUUACUGGCCCAAAGGGAAUUUACGAUCAAAUUGCUCGCCGAAUGCUGCAGAGGAAUUCAUUUAAAAUUUUAUGGAAGCAGACAAUACAAACUGAAUCUGCAGCUAACUUUUGUGACUCGCUUUUCUCUAUUAAACAAUAUGUACAAACAACGAAAAGAGGAACCGCUGACAAAGAUGUAUUACUCUUAGGACCUAGUUCAAAUGGACGUUUUUACGCAAAAUGUAUUUACAAAGGUACAAUAUAUUGUGGAAGUGAAUAUACUAGAACCAAAAAAACAAAUGAUACAGUUAUUCAGUUAAAAAAUAAUUCAAUUGUAAAAAUAGUCAAAUUUAUUUACGAUUCAGAAACAUCUAUUCUCGUCGAAGCUAAAAAAAUGUGUAUUGAUGCGGAGCGAAGAGUUUUAUUCGAUGUUCCACACUUAAUGUGUGCAAAAUUAACUGAAGAACUUAUUAUUAUACCAAUUCAUGAAAUCAAAGAAAAGUUAAUAUUAAUAGAAAUAGAAGAUAAAAUUUACGUUAGUUGUAUUCCAUUUCUUGUUAAUAUUUCAUAAAAUUUUUUAAAUAAUUAUGUAAUUUUACAAUUUGACGUAUAACAUACUUCAAAUAAUAUUAAUAGUUUCAGUAAAAAAUAUAUGAUUGUUUUUUUUAUAAACCUUUUACACCAUUUUCAAACAAUGCAGCUACGUAGCUUAUGAACGAAACUAAACGCUGGAUGUAUUGGAAGGUGUUGUAUACAAUUCUUUUCAUAAGAAACUCAUAAAAUUUUA
This is a messenger RNA of Leptopilina heterotoma, 3302 nucleotides long. RefSeq lists its product as uncharacterized. The coding region runs from base 564 to 2285 and encodes 573 amino acids. The record is from RefSeq and is a predicted model, not a curated record. The transcript is spliced from 2 exons. Lineage: Eukaryota; Metazoa; Arthropoda; Insecta; Hymenoptera; Figitidae.